Messenger RNA from Penaeus vannamei (Pacific white shrimp), 3113 nucleotides. Lineage: Eukaryota; Metazoa; Arthropoda; Malacostraca; Decapoda; Penaeidae. The record is from RefSeq and is a predicted model, not a curated record.
UCAUUGCAGGAACUGGCAGAUAUCCGAAAGUCUGGAAUAAAAUCCUUCAGGGAUAUACAAGUGGAUGAGAGCAAUAUUUUAACAUGGCAAGGGCUCAUUGUUCCAGAAAAUCCUCCAUACAAUAAAGGUGCAUUUAAGAUUGAGGUGAAUUUCCCAGCAGAGUAUCCCUUUAAGCCCCCGAAGAUAAACUUCAAGACCAAGAUCUACCACCCAAAUGUUGAUGAGAAGGGCCAGGUAUGUCUCCCCAUCAUUAGUGCUGAAAACUGGAAACCUGCCACUAAAACAGAUCAGGUGAUUGAGGCAUUGAUCAACCUUGUAAACGAACCAGAACCUGAGCACCCUCUCCGUGCUGACUUGGCAGAAGACUACACAAAGGACCGCAAAAAGUUUAUGAAGAAUGCAGAAGAGUUCACCAAGAAGAAUUCAGAAAAGAGGCCUGCAGACUAACUAGGCAGUUUAUGUGUAGUCUGUGAUUUGCAGAGGCACUUUUCAGGCAGACUUUAUUAAGAAAUGUAUCUUUUAUAGCUUAUGAUAUAUGACAUUCAUUUUUUCUCUCAGAGAACGAAUAUGGACAUGAAAUUGGCAAUUAAUAUUGAUGAUUAUUUUUGUUUUUGUUUUUUUCCAUGUUUCUCAAAAGGGAGCAUACAUCUUAGUUUAUCCCCUUGACAGUGGAUCCCUUAGUAUGUGUCUCCCAUCAUCAAAUAAAUGCAUGAACCUUGUGUAAAUUACAAUCUAUGCACUCAUGUUAUGAAAGAAGUAUUAUGAUGAAAGUGUAAAUUUAAGGAACAUUCCAAAGAUUUGAUUUAAAUCCAAAAAUGUGUUUCUUCUUUUUGUUUUUGUUUUAGUGCCCAUGUAGUUGUGAUAUUGCUCUAGGACCUGAAAGCAAAAAAAAAUUAAAAUUUCUGUGUCGAAAGCAUACACUUUCAGACGGCAACCUUAUGAUUUUAUGUUGUUUUUCCUAGGGUCUUUUCAGUGGAUAAUUUCCAUAGCAUCCAUAAUUUUUUGUGUAAUCGUGUAAAAAGAGGUAAAUUAAAAAAUGAAACGCAGGUAGAUGUGUGCUAAGGUGUUUUAGAAAAAUGAGGAAAGAGCACCCAGCCCACACAACAUGUUAGCUAAGCACAGGGAAGAAAGCUGUGGCCUUUUUGUGUUAUGAAUAGCAUUUGCUUUUCCUUGAGGACUGAAACCUAACUUCAUGAUGGCACUUGGAAGGAGUUGCUCAGAGCCUAUGGUUUUGUCGAGCCUACAGUGCCGAAAAAUGGAUUGAUGUGAGGUUAUCCAUUUAUCGGAGGAGUAGAGGAUAUUGGAUAUUUUGCUAGUCUGAAUACAAAAUUAUCUCAACAGUUGAUUAUGCUUGCUGAAGUAUUGGAGUAGAAGUAAUAUUAACAGUAAUGAUAAUGAUAAGUGAUAAUAAGGAUGGUGAUAAUGAUAACGAAUAAAUAAUUCCACUUUCUCUUUAGACUUUGCUUCAUCCUUUUGGGUUAAGGCAUUAGUGAUAGUUUUAUUUUUAUUAGUUUUGUUAUUAUUUUUUAUUAUUAUUGUUAUUAUUAUUAUUAUUAUUAUUAUUAUUAUUAUUUAUAUUAUUGUUUUAUUACAAAUCAUUUUUGCUACUCUUGUGUGUUCUGUUACUGUGAAUAUUACUACUACUAUGUUAAUUUUGUAUUAUUACUCUGCAUUUUCAGUUAAAAAAUAUGAUGCUACUUUAUGCUUGGCACGAUGUUACUGGAGCAAAUAUUUCUUAUUAAAUUGUGAAUAGUUAUGUUUGAUAUAUACUGCUUCUCAUUAAUCAGUUUUGCAUAUGAUUUAUUAUCUUACAUUUAUGUUGCCUUUAUGACUGAAAAAUUGCUAUUUAAGGUUUAAUGUUGUAUGUUUCUUCUUGUUAUUAAGUAUCUUAUUCAGCUACUAACAGUGUAAACUAAAUUCACAUGAAGAGUACCAGAGAGAAAUUACAAGAAUGGGAAAGUAAAUAUUGGAAGAAAAUUUUUGAAUGCAUAUUUGGCUUAUGAGUAACACUGCAACUGCUGACCCUUAAUUUCUAGCUGAGUUGUAUGCUUGUGUAAAAAAUAACAAAGCUUGAUAAUUAAAAACAGUCUAUACCUAGAAAGUGCAGAUAGAAUGGAUGAAGGAAAUUUUAACACUUGGAAAAUGUAUACAAUAUACUCAUGCAUUCGGUCAUCACAUACACCAAAAAAGUGUUUGGAAACCCAAAGCUAUUAAUGAUUUAAUUUAGGGUUGUUUCUGAUGAGCUUUUUCAUUUUUACUUGUAGUUUAUAGUUUUUCUGAUUAUAGAAUCUAUUGUCAUCGAAUAAAUAUGAAUUUAGUCUGUCUGAUAGGUGCCCCCAGUAUAGCUACCUAGAAAUGUAUUAGGAUGUUAGAUCAUGCUGACUUGUCAGCGAUAUCUUAAGUCACAACUUACAUAAAACGUGUAUCAGGUUUUUGUGUUACUGCAGCACAGAUAAGACCACAGUAUAGAAGAUACAGUGUGUGGUGUAAGACAGUAUUACUACAGGGUUUUACAGAAAGCAAAACUCAUUUAUAACAUGAAAAUAUGAGUUUGAAAUUUGUACUAUGAUUAAGCCACAUUGAAUCUCCGUUUUGUGGCUAGGCAUAAGCCAAAACUUCUUUUGUGUUAUCUGCAGUGGAUGAUAAGCUUUACCGUUCAUAUAAUGAGUUUAGAUUGGGAUCUGUGCUGAAAUGUUAGUUUAGAUUCAUUAUUCAUAAUGCUAUAAAUUCUAAGUUGACUUAAAUAAUGUUAUCAAGCAGAACGUAUUAAUGUACUUUGGACACAUAAUGCCAGUUUGCUUGAAUGAAGAAAAAGUUGACUAUUAACCCUCUCUAAAUUGCUGUUAAAAGAGUUAGGUUUAACUAACUAACCAAACAGGCUAGGUGGCAGCCUAUAAACUUUCCCUUCUAUUUAUAAAGAAGUAAAAGAAAAAAAUGAUACAGUUCUCUGUUUCAUGUAGUUCAAAAGCCUUCUGUGAUGGCUUAUGAAAGGGCUUGUACGCAACUUGGUUUAUUUUAUGAUGGAAGGUUACUUUGUUUCAGCCUUUUACUUAUGUAAUACAGUGUGUAAUAGAAGUUACAUUGUCUGUAUCCAGAAGUACUAGCCUCCCAUA